UCUCUGUAGAAAGUACAUUCUGUGCCCGUGUGAAGCCUGGCUGACUGCGAGCAUCAUCCAACGCAUCGCCAUGACUUGGCUGCUGGACCCAUCAGGGGCUUCUCUGGAAGAGCUGACAUAGUCCCAUCUCCCGGAGCACCGGCCAGUUUUGCUGCCUCCAUCCCAGCCCUGCUGUCCCUCCUUCCCUGCCCAAGCCCCCACCUCACUCCGCAGCCCAGGACAGUGACCGUUCCCGGGAGGACAGCGGAGGAGCUGCGGGAUGGACAAGAAAAGCAAAAUGCAAGCAGAGAAGCACCUCACAGGAACGCUGGUCCUCUCCGUCUUCACCGCAGUGUUGGGUUUCUUCCAGUACGGCUAUGGCCUAGGUGUCAUUAACGCCCCCCAGAAGGUGAUAGAAGCCCACUACAGGCGUGUGUUGGGCAUUGCCCCCCUGGACAGACAUGCCACCAACACCUCCGGGGAGGAUGGCACCACCCCCGUCCCGGGCACGGAGCCCUGGGGCAGCACCAAGGGCACGCUCACGCCCCUGGCCGGCCCCAGCGAGGACCUUGCCACCUCCCCGCACAGCCUCACCAUGUACUGGUCCCUCUCCGUCUCCGUGUUUGCCGUCGGCGGCAUGGUCUCCUCCUUCACCGUGGGGUGGAUCGGUGACCGGCUGGGGAGGGUGAAAGCCAUGCUGGUGGUGAACGUGCUCUCCAUCGCUGGUAACCUCCUCAUGGGGCUGGCGAAAUUCGGGCCAUCUCACAUGCUCAUCAUCGCCGGGAGAGCAGUCACGGGGCUGUACUGCGGGCUCUCCUCCGGACUCGUGCCCAUGUACGUCAGCGAGAUCUCUCCCACGGCCCUUCGAGGAGCACUGGGGACGUUGCACCAGCUUGCUAUCGUCACGGGUAUCCUCAUCAGCCAGGUCCUUGGACUAGACUUUCUCCUGGGCAACGACGAGAUGUGGCCCCUGCUCCUCGGUCUCUCUGGUGUGGCUGCCCUCCUGCAGUUCUUCCUGCUCUUACUGUGCCCCGAGAGCCCCCGCUACCUUUACAUCAAACUGGGGAAGGUGGAGGAAGCUAAAAAAAGUCUGAAAAGGCUCAGAGGAAACUGUGACCCGAUGAAAGAGAUUGCUGAGAUGGAAAAGGAAAAGCAAGAAGCUGCUAGUGAAAAGAAAGUCUCCAUAAGGCAGCUUUUCACCUCUUCGAAGUAUUGGCAGGCUGUCAUCGUGGCGCUGAUGGUGCAGAUAUCUCAGCAGUUCUCCGGAAUCAACGCAAUCUUUUACUACUCUACAAACAUUUUUGAGAGAGCUGGGGUUGACCAACCAAUUUACGCAACCAUUGGCGUUGGAGUGGUGAACACAGUCUUCACAGUUAUCUCUGUCUUUCUGGUGGAGAAGGCGGGCAGGCGGUCCCUGUUCCUGGCCGGUUUGAUGGGCAUGUUAAUUAGCGCCGUGGCCAUGACGGUGGGACUUGUGCUCCUGAGUCAGUUUGCCUGGAUGAGCUAUGUCAGCAUGGUCGCAAUCUUCCUCUUCGUCAUCUUCUUUGAAGUUGGGCCUGGGCCCAUCCCCUGGUUUAUCGUAGCCGAACUGUUCAGCCAAGGCCCGCGCCCCGCCGCCAUCGCCAUCGCCGGCUUCUGCAACUGGGCCUGCAACUUCAUCGUGGGAAUGUGUUUCCAGUACAUAGCGGAUCUGUGUGGACCGUACGUGUUUGUGAUCUUCGCAGCUCUGCUUCUAGUCUUCUUUCUGUUUGCAUACUUCAAAGUACCGGAGACGAAAGGAAAGUCCUUUGAAGAGAUCGCAGCUGUGUUCCGCCGCAAGAAGCUCCCGGCCAAGGCCAUGACUGAGCUGGAAAACCUGCAAGGCAGCGAGGAGGCAUAGACAUUGCCGUGCACCCAGAAAGGAGGGACUGAGCACAGACCUCCUUCAGGCACCGCGGGAAGAACGUUGGGUAAAAGUCUCAUUUCACAAAAACCUUGCAGCUGGUGGACCAAGAGGACCCAUCCCUCAGGUGUUUUCCAGCUGCUGUGGCUCACACCUCCGAGCCACAGGUCCUAACCUGGUGUUUUACUCUGAAAUACUUGCUACAGCUGGGCUGCAGGAAGAGCCAGGGAAAGGACAGGAGGAAUACGUUACAUGUGUGUCUCCAUGCCCCACUGGAAGAGCCCGGUGGGAGGAUGAUCUUACUAGCUGGCAAAGCAUUACAUUGAGCAGGAUCAUCACUCAGCUGGAAUGAAGGAAAGAGGGGUUGGCUGAUGCUGUAGCCUCAUGUUUUCACCUCUUUGUCCUUGCUUGCUGCUUCCUCCUUCUGGGGACUAAUCUCAUGCCUUGAGAAACCAACUGCUAGUGCAGUUGUGCCACCAGCACGCAGCACUCAGCGCCCGAGGUGCUAAGAAAAACAGAAUGAGCAAACUCCCCCUUGCUCUUGCCUGUGCAGAGGAAGAAGGUAGACCCCACCUGAAUCGGCUGGGAAGCACCUCGCUUGCUUUGCUAUCUGUGCAUUUUGGAGGCAUUGUCCAAUCUCAUAAGGACAAUGUUUUUAUGGACAAUUUUAGAAACUCUGGCUGGGCUGAUGUGGAUUUUUUUUCUUUUGUUUAAGCCAGACUAUUUACCUCCCGUUUCCCCCUAGGAAGCCUUUCCUCCCUCCUUUAUCCCUGCUGCAGCACAAGACACAUCACUUCACUGACCACAUAACAAUGGCCCUGGGCACUCCUGGCACCCGGGUCAGGAGACUCAAGCCCUGCUGCCAUCCGUCCCAUGGUGUGACCAUCGCCAGGUCACCUCCCCUCGCUGCUCCUCCUUCCCCACCCUCUGCGUCUGCCUUCCCUUCUUUUUGUACAAUGCUUAGAUGCAGAGGAUCCAGCUUCAGCCGAGGGCUCGGGCUGCCGAUACCGUAACAAUUGGUGAUAACCCAAAGGGGAAAUGGGUAUCGCAGCAGUAACUGGAAGGUGCCCCACUGAUCCGACCCUCCCUUUGCACCACUUCAGGUUUUGCUGGCUGGAUGUGCUUCAGCCAAGACAGUGUGCAAGCAGGAGGUUGUGUUGUUGCUGUAGCCUUGUUUGUGCUUGUUUUGCUUCUUUAUGAAAUACCUUCAUGUGACAAAAUCAAACUGCAGGGAUUUUUCUUCCUUUUUUGCGGGGGGAUAUGUUGGAAUCAUUGUAAAAGCCUGCUCUCUGUUUGCUUGACUUUUAAGAUUUGCGUGUCCCUUUUUGUGAUACCAGGUUACUUUCCAGCACCUUUCUCGGGAUAGAUGCCCAUUAUUUAUUUAGAGAUGAAACACUAGCAUUGCUCAGUCGCUGCAAGCUCAUCACGACUGCCAGAGAAGCAGUGACCAUAAUGUAACAGAGGAUCAAGCGUAAUGAAAAGCAUAAGGAUAGAUGGGCCAAGGAGGAUCAUAGGCUGCUGCUAGAGGUUUGGUUUUAGGGAAGGUUUGUGCUCCUUUCCAUGUGCCUGAACUUUCUUCCUUUGUAGACUUUACCCUCUUGGUAUUAAGACCCUAGAGGAAAUUCUGGACUAGAAGUGUAGCUGCGAGGUCCACUAGGACAAGCGUCUGGCCCCGGUCCAUGCAGUGAAGCAGUAUGAUUGCACCAGAGGCCUUCCUGGAGUGACCGCCGGGAUUUAACUACUGGAGAACUGGGUCAAUGCUGCCAUGUGCUACAGCAGGGGGACCUGGGGCUGACACGGGGCACGCAGGGCGUGUGGGAAGCGGGGCCCAGGCUGCGGCGCACGGAAGAGAACAGCAGAGCUGGGGCGCAGGCUCUGGGUCGAACCGUCAGUCUCUGUGCUGCAAAGGGGUCUCCCCCGCUGAGACUAGCUGAGACAGCAGGCUCAGCAGCUCUCCAUGGUGUCUGCUGCGGUUAGUUAAAUAUUAUAAUGGAGUGACUGAAUGUAAAAAAAGGGGGGAAAAAAAAAGAUGGCUUCUGGCUUUCAGCAAUGUUAUCUAUGUCUGUUACAUAAAAAUGACAAUGGACAAUAUCUACAGCA
Molecule: messenger RNA, 3961 nt
Organism: Phalacrocorax carbo (great cormorant)
Lineage: Eukaryota; Metazoa; Chordata; Aves; Suliformes; Phalacrocoracidae
Source: RefSeq, a predicted model, not a curated record